Messenger RNA from Naegleria gruberi, 2433 nucleotides. RefSeq lists its product as uncharacterized. The coding region runs from base 1 to 2433 and encodes 810 amino acids. NCBI's taxonomy places the organism in Eukaryota, Heterolobosea, Eutetramitea, Acrasida, Naegleriidae. The record is from RefSeq and is a predicted model, not a curated record. The transcript is spliced from 2 exons.
AUGAAGAUAACACCCACCACUGCAAGUGUUAUAGAAAAUCAUAAGGAGGACCAGAGUAUUGCAUCUUUCUCUGAUGAUGGGUCCUUCUUUGGCACUGGAAAGAAAACAACUUGUUGCUCUUUAAAGACAUUUAUAAUUGUCUCAAUGAUAAUGCUUGUCUUGUUGUGUUCUGUUUCUAUCUAUGUCUCUGUAUUUGUAUUGAUGAAUCAAUCAGUGGAUGAACUAACUGAAAAUGUUCUUGGUUUGCUUGAAGAAAAGAUGAGUGUUUAUAUUGACUCGGUUUUGAACGAAAUGAAAAAUACUGGCAUGACGAUGGCAGAUCACUAUAAUUAUGGAUUGGCUACAACUGAUUACUUUAGAAAAUACUUUUAUACUCCUUUCAAAGUGAGUGGGUUGAGUGCUGGUUAUGCAUUUACAAAUCCUUCAGAAAGAUAUUCCUAUACCAUUAUUGGAAAACAAGGUAAACAGGAAAUUGUCUACUCUUAUCAACCUCCUGGUUUCAUUGGCUCAAUUCGUGAUACCUAUUUGUUGAAUGGUACUCUUCUUGUGUUAAAUGAAACUAUUGAUUAUACUCCUUACAAUGUGGCAAAGAAGGACUUUUACUAUGUUGCUGUGAGUGAAGCAGCUAGAAUUGGGAAGGAGGGAGCUUUCAGUUAUCCUUACAUUGUUACAAACGGAACCUUGUCCAUUUCAUUUGGUGCCAAGGUGUAUGACCAACAAUUAUUCGCUCAAGGAACCAAACAUUUGAAAGGUAUUGCAAGAAUUGUCAAGCCACUUUCUGGUAUUAGUGAUUUUCUUGAGAAGAAGGUCCAAGUCUUCGACCAAGGUUUUGUAAUUAUCAAAGAAAGCUCAAACGACUAUGUAAUAGCUGGCAGUAUCAAUUGUACAACAUUUGAUGAAAAGUCAAGAUUGAGUAUUUUUGAUAUUUCGGCUAGAAAUGCAGGCAAGUUAAUGAAAGAUAUCAAUUCAACUAUUGGUGAUAUCAGUAAGCUACCAAAAGGUACUUCAAUUUCCUCAAAUGGUGUUGAUUAUCUUGUGCGACAUGUUGUUUACGAAUUUGAAAAUAUCAAAUGGGAUAUGUAUGUCAUUGUAGUAACACAAGAUAUUUUGCAAACCACUCACAUUAGUAUUGGUGUUUCGGUUGGUGUUGCCGUUUUGAUUACGCUUAUUGGUAUUGCAUUUUCAGUCGUGCUUUCAAUGAUUAUUUUGAAACCAAUUUCCUAUCUCAGAAACCAAUUUGAAUUUAUCAAAAUCUUCGAGCUUGAGAAUGUCAGACAUUCCAAUUCCAUGUUCAAUGAAUUAAAUCAAGUCUAUACAAGCUUGUCCAUUACAGUUAAGUGGUUAAAAGAAAUUAAGGCCUUUGUUCCUGAAUCAGUAUUCCUCCAAUUACAACAGAAUCAAAACAUUGAGGAAGAACCUAUUGCAGAAAAGAAGCAAGAAGGAACAGAUAUUUCGGUUAGCACUGGGUUGAACAGUAGUUUUAGUGACAGAAAUCGAACAAAUGAUAGUGGUACUCAUCACAAGGGUGGUCUUUUUAAAUUAGGUCUCACACACAAAGAGUGCUCAGUAGUGAAUGUAAGAUUGAGUAACUUGUUGAAAAAUCAUUCUCAUGAAACAGUUUCAAGUAUAUUCCCUAAAAUUUUGACUAGUAUUUCAGAAGCAGCAAAGGUUUUCCAAUGUGAUUAUCAAAUUAUUGCCCUAGAUGAAUACCAAAUAAUAAUAGAAAGCAAGAAGAAAAAGUCCAACUUGGUAGCUCAAGAGUUAGCUCUUAAAAUUAGAAAAGUUAUGGAUCAAAUCAACCAACAACAAGAUCUGAGCGAAACUCAGAUCGAGUGCUUCAUAGGAAUCUCUACUCGCUCUUCUUACGUUGGAAACUUGGGAACUAAAACCUCAAGAGUCUACUCUAUUAUUUCCAAUGCAUGUAAAAUGUCUCAAAGGUUAAGCCAUUUGGCUUCAUUGUACAGAAUAUCCAUCCUUGUCGACGAGCAAACUGCAAAUAAUGAGCACUUUGUUGUCAGACCAGUCGACAGAAUAAUCCCACACAAUUCAGUAUUCUCCUCCAACUCACAUCAGAAAGACACAACCCACGACAAUACUCCACAAACUAUUUACGAAAUUAUCAGAGAAUCCAAAGUUGAAGGUGAUGAAUGGAUGUACGAGUUGGAAAAUAAGAAUCAAAAUCAAAAGAUUCUCCAAUACCACUCUAUUUUCAAUCUCUUCAACAACAAUACAAGUGUAGAGAAUAUACUAUCUGAGCUAAAGGAAAAGAAGGUCUAUUUAGAAACCUAUUUGAUGGAGAAGGGUGAGGAUGUUCCCUCCAAAAAGUUACUUCACCUCAUCAAUACUAUUGAACAGAAUAGAGAUGAAAAGUUUGUUGAGCAUUUACUGAAGGGUUAUCAUACGACAAUCAGAGAAUACUUGGUGGAGAAUUAA